UCGCUUGCUCCCUCGCCUCCGUCCGCGACGUCGCAGCCCCCGUGACCCUGCCGUGAGGGACGGAGCCCCGCCGCCGCCGCGAUGUGGCUGGGUCCCGAAGAGGUGCUGCUGGCCAACGCGCUGUGGGUCACGGAGCGGGCCAACCCCUUCUUCCUGCUGCAGCGGCGGAGGGGCCACGGAAAGGGGGGAGGCCUCACCGGGCUUCUUGUGGGGACCCUGGAUGUUGUUUUGGACUCCAGUGCUAGAGUUGCUCCUUACAGAAUUUUGCACCAGACACAAGAUUCUCAAAUCUAUUGGGCAGUAGCAUGUGGUUCCAACCGUAAGGAAAUCACAAAACACUGGGAAUGGCUUGAGAAUAACUUGCUCCAGACUCUUGCCAUCUUUGACAAUGAUGAAGACAUCACUACCUUUGUCAAGGGCAAGAUACAUGGCAUCAUUGCUGAAGAAAAUAAAAAUCAACAGCCUCAAGGGGAAGAAGAUCCUGGUAAAUUUAAGGAAGCAGAACUGAAAAUGCGAAAACAAUUUGGAAUGCCUGAAGUUGAGAAACUAGUUAAUUACUACUCUUGCAGCUACUGGAAGGGACGUGUCCCCAGGCAAGGCUGGUUGUAUCUGACUGUAAACCAUCUUUGCUUCUAUUCCUUCCUCCUAGGCAAAGAAGUGACCUUAAUAAUCCAGUGGGUGGAUGUAACACAGCUGGAGAAGAAUGCCACCCUUCUGUUCCCCGAAUGCAUCAAAGUGAGUACCAGGGACAGCGAGCUCUACUUUUCCAUGUUUCUCAACAUCAACGAGACCUUCAAGUUAAUGGAACAGCUGGCUAACAUUGCCAUGAGGCAACUAUUUGACAGCAAAGGGUUCACAGAGGAUAUGUUGCUUCCCAAGCCUAGCAAGCCUCUUAAGAAUAUCUCAGCACUCAAAAGAGAUCUGGAUGCACGAGCCAAAAAUGAGUGGUACCGAGCUACAUUUCGGCUUCCUAAGGAUGAACGUCUUGAUGGACACACAGAUUGUACUUUGUGGACCCCAUUCAAUAAAAUCCAUAUCUUGGGCCAAAUGUUUGUUUCCAACAACUAUAUCUGUUUUGCAAGCAAGACAGAGGAAGCUUGCCAUCUCAUAAUACCACUCAGGGAGGUCACAAUUGUUGAGAAAGCUGAUAGUUCCAGUGUCUUGCCUAGCCCACUCUCCAUCAGCACCAAAAGCAAAAUGACUUUCCUUUUUGCUAAUCUGAAAGAUCGAGACUUCCUGGUGCAGAGAAUCUCUGACUUCCUACAGAAAACCCCUUCAAAGCAGCCCUGUAGCAAUGACAGAGGAUGGAAGAAGAACUUGGGUGACCAUGGUCAUGAGGAAAUUCCAGAGCUGUCUCCCAGCACUCCACCUGCAGUCAGUCCUGCCUCCCCUCUCAACAAUCAGCUGUCCAAUUUUUGCAAAGACAAGGUCCCAACAGCAUCACAGGGAUUGCUCAAACUCUUUGGGACCAAUUCUGAGGAGCCACUCAGAUCAAAGGGGGCAAAGGAGACAAUGAAAGAGGAGUCGUGGAACAUACAUUUCUUUGAAUAUGGGAGGGGGAUGUGCAUGUACCGCACAGCCAAGACUCGCGAACUGGUCUUGAAAGGAAUCCCAGAUAAUCUGCGUGGAGAACUGUGGCUCCUCUUUUCGGGAGCCUGGAAUGAGAUGAGCACUCACCCUGGGUACUAUGCGGACUUGGUGGAACAGUCCUUGGGAAAGUAUAGUCUUGCCACAGAGGAAAUUGAAAGGGACCUGCAUCGUUCAAUGCCAGAGCAUCCUGCCUUUCAAAAUGAACUGGGGAUUGCUGCGUUACGAAGGGUACUAACAGCAUAUGCUUUUCGGAACCCCACCAUUGGCUACUGCCAGGCUAUGAACAUUGUGACAUCGGUACUGCUUCUGUACUGUAAUGAGGAAGAAGCAUUCUGGCUCCUUGUUGCUCUGUGUGAAAGGAUGCUGCCAGAUUAUUAUAACACCAGAGUUGUUGGUGCAUUGGUAGACCAGGGCAUCUUUGAGGAGCUAACACGAGACUGCCUUCCCCAGCUGUCUGAGAAGAUGCAGGAUCUAGGAGUCAUUUCUAGUAUAUCCCUCUCUUGGUUCCUCACCCUCUUUCUCAGUGUCAUGCCUUUUGAAAGCGCUGUGGUCAUAGUUGACUGCUUCUUCUAUGAAGGCAUCAAAGUCAUCCUGCAAGUAUCACUGGCCAUCCUGGAUGCCAACAUGGAUAAGUUGUUAAACUGCUGUGAUGAAGGCGAGGCCAUGACUGUCUUGGGCAGGUACCUGGACAAUGUAAUUAAUCGACAGAGUGUUUCCCCACCCAUUCCCCACCUCCAUGCCUUAUUGACAAGUGGCGAUGAUCCACCUGUGAAAAUCGAUAUCUUUGAACUUAUUAAAACAGCCUAUGAGAAAUUUGGCCAUUUGAAAGCAGAUGAAAUUGAGCAGAUGCGAUUUAAGCAGAGACUGAAAGUGAUCCAUUCUUUGGAGGAUACAGCAAAGAGAAGUGUGGUCCGAGCCAUAUCUGGUGACAUUAGCUUUUCUAUGCAGGAAUUGGAAGACCUCUAUGUAGUGUUUAAGGCAAAACACUUAAUGAGUUGUUAUUGGGGAAAUCGCACAGCAGCUGCUCCCCGAGAUCAGAGCCUUCCCUACCUGGAGCAGUACCGCAUCAACAUAGAGCAAUUCAAAGAAUUAUUUGCUUCUCUUACUCCUUGGUCUUGCGGUCUCCACACACCAGUGCUAGCGGAAAGGAUGUUUCGACUCUUGGAUGAAAACAAGGAUGCACUCAUCAACUUCAAAGAGUUCGCAACAGGAAUGAGUGGAAUGUAUCAUGGUGAUCUAACUGAGAAGUUAAAACUCCUUUACAAAUUACAUCUACCUCCAGCUCUGAACUCGGAAGAAGCAGAAUCUGCUCUUGAGGCUGCAAGUUUCUUCACAGAGCAUAAUGCUACAGAAGUAUCUCCUUUCGUCUCAGAACUGGAUCUCUUCCUGCAUUGUGACACUCAAGAAGCAUCUCUACAGGAAGACAAAGCACCAAAAGAAGGGAAUUCCAAACAGCAAGAGGAGAAGGGUACCAGUCCCCAAGAUUACAAAUAUCAUCUGCGAAUAUGGGCUAAGGAAAAGGAAUCCAAAAAAGAAACUAUCAAAGAUCUUCCAAAAAUGAGUCAGGAGCAAUUUAUAGAGUUGUGCAAGACCCUUUACAACAUGUUCAGUGAAGACCCGGUGGAGCAAGAAUUGUAUCAUGCCAUUGCCACGGUUGCUAGCCUCCUCCUGCGCAUUGGGGAGGUGGGAAAAAAGUUCUCCCACCAGCCAACGAAAAAGGCAGGCGAUGAUAUCAAAGCAAAUAGAGCCCAAGACCCAGUAAGUGAAGAAGAGUCUCCAACAUCUGAUCAGAGCCAAAACUCAACUGUGGAGCGGUAUUCCCAAGCUGCCCCAGAAGAUAAAGCAUCUGGAGAUACUCAGGUGGACAAAAACCAGCAGGAAAACCAGAUUUUUGUAGAUGGCGGUGGUGGCGAAGGCUCUGGAUCUCCUGUGCAGCUUUUUUCAGAUGACGAAACAAAAGACGAUAUGUCCAUGUCUUCAUACUCCAUGGUCAGCACCGGUUCACUCCAAUGCGAAGACAUCGCGGAUGACACCGUGCUGGUGGGCUGCGAGGCUGGCAGCUCGGCAGCACGAUAUGGCAGCACCAUUGACACAGACUGGUCCAUCUCCUUUGAACAGAUCCUAGCCUCCAUGCUUACAGAGACCGUCCUGGUGAACUACUUUGAGAAGAAAGUUGACAUUACGCAGAAGAUCAAAGAACAAAAAAAGGUGGAGAGACAGUUCAGCUCAUCCAGUGAUUAUGAACUUUCCUCGGUGUCAGGCUGAUGUCAGGGAAAUAAAGCCAGGCUGGAGUAUUAGAAGUGGUUGAUCCAAAAAAAAAAAAAACAGCCGUCGUUGAUGGUUGGACACUUACUUUGUUUUUGUUUUUAUCAGCACCUAUAACUCCCCAUCAAUGCAAGUAGAUUCAGCUGAGUAAGGGGCUCAUCACAGCCAUUCUUUGAUAUAGAUAUCUCCCCAGGGGACACCUUGCUUGUCAAGUUUACAUUACAUCCUCAAAAGCAUGAAAGCCUAAAACCUAAUAGCCUCUCUGGCCUAGAAUUACCUUAGUAAAUUAUGCAUGUGUGCCUCUACCUAUCUUUCUUUAAUGAAGCUUGAUUUCAGUCAAACUAUGCUACGUUUUCUUUUGUUUUACUUCCUUUGUAAUUGUUCACAAGAAAUGCAGCCUAGCUUCAGUUCCUUCCUCUAUGUCCUUGGCUGCCUCCUUGUGACCUAAUGCAUCAAAUGCAGUGUAUCCAAAUGCGGUAGCAGUCCCCAGCCUUGCCUAAGAGUGUCUUGUUAGGAAUGUAGAUGCUAUGCAGUAACUUGUCAAAUGUAAAGAUGUUAUAUUCUCUUACUCUUGGCAUCCUGCACCUAGAAUAUAUGCUAGUAUAUUGGGACUGCUGGUGUUUGUUGCAAGUGAUUUACUAUUGCGGUAGCAUGUGGAUUUCAGUCUCUGAAGAAAGAUGCACAUUAAUAUCUUUUAGAUCAGUUUUUAAUUCUUUAGUGCCAUGUGUUUAUUUUUAAUUUCCCAGAAAGAAAUGAGGAUUAAGAUUUAGCAGCCAUGGAGGUUGGGGUGAAUGGUACUAUCCUGAGAAUCAUGAAAUGCUACUAAGUCAUGCUGCUUUUAAACAUUAGAUUACUUCCUUCUCACAUUCAUACAGUACACAAUCUCCUAAGUUAGCCAUUUUGAAUUUCAUGAAGUUAUUUGUAAUGAGCAAGCCCUGAUCCAAUAUUCCUGUAAGCUAGUUAUCAUUAACUAACUUAUGCUGCUUGAUUGAUCCAUUUCUCCCUAUGGUCAGAAGUUCAUAUUACUGUGCUAAACUUAGCCAUACCUCUAACAUAGGUGAAGGCACAAUUGUGGGGAAGGGAGUGCUUGGUUCUUUGUCCUGUUUACCUGAAUCACUAAUAUAUCAUGACCCAGCUCUUGCACAUGAUAGGGACCUUGCUGUUGUACUACAAUUCAAAACAGUUUCUGUAACCUAUUUUAACAUGAUGUGAUGUUUAAACUACAUUUUGCUCUGGCAGUAUAGAGUGUACAGUUACAGGAUCAGCCAUCUACAAAUCACUUGUGGACCAGAGGAAAAGUAAUGCUCCAUUUUGAGAUAGGUAACCUCCCUAUGGGAAGGCAUUAAUUCUCAAGAAGCACUAUUAUAUUUGUUUAUAUUUGUACACAUGUUCAUUACACAAGUAUGUUGUCCAGUCACAUGAGCUUAAUCAAAAUUGUGUGAAUGCCGAAGUGUGUCUGUUGCAGGAGUGUGAAUCGCAUUGGCAAUUCAGAAAGAGGAAAGUCUGAAGAACUUAAGGAGAUUUAUACAAGGGGAUACAUCACUUGAUGCAAUACACAGUGUUACUCCAAUGUUGUGGUAUAUUCUCUGUGUUUAAGUGUCUGCCUCCUUAGCCAUGCACCUGGAACGUGGAGAGUAGAAACAUUCAUUUUUACUAAUUCUUCAAUAAUUUAUUGUAAUUUUUAAGAUAUAUAUUCAUGUGAUUUUUCAUUGUUUGUCUGAUCAAUCACGUAUGUAUUCAAUAAAUGAACAGAAUCUCACAUAACCAAAA
Anolis carolinensis (green anole) is the source of this 5625-nucleotide messenger RNA. RefSeq names its product TBC1 domain family member 9B (gene tbc1d9b). Gene Ontology annotation, molecular function: calcium ion binding. The transcript has 22 exons. Bases 82 to 3855 code for a protein of 1257 amino acids. NCBI's taxonomy places the organism in Eukaryota, Metazoa, Chordata, Lepidosauria, Squamata, Anolidae. The record is from RefSeq and is a predicted model, not a curated record.